This is a messenger RNA of Pogona vitticeps (central bearded dragon), 3252 nucleotides long. Lineage: Eukaryota; Metazoa; Chordata; Lepidosauria; Squamata; Agamidae. The record is from RefSeq and is a predicted model, not a curated record.
GAUAGCGCGGUGCUCCGCUUCCCUUGCCUGCGGGGUUCUCGGCUGUCAUGGCGGCGCCCGGGCGCUUCUGCUGCUUCUUCUUCCUCCUCCUCCUCCUCUUCCUCUCCGCGGGGGCUGUUUACGAGGACCAAGUGGGCAAGUUUGACUGGAGGCAGCAGUAUGUGGGGAAGCUCAAGUUUGCUUCCUCGGAGGCCUCCCAGGGCUCGAAAAAACUCAUUGUGGCCACGGAGAAGAACGUGAUGGCGGCGUUGAAUUCCAGAACAGGAGAAAUCCUGUGGCGCCACGUGGACAAAGGGACUCCAGAAGGCGUGAUUGAUGCCAUGCUGAUCCACGGACAAGAUGCCAUCACUGUUUCGAAUGGGGGCCGCAUCCUGCGCUCUUGGGAGACCAACAUUGGUGGCUUGAACUGGGAGAUCCUGAUGGAGUCCGGGAGUUUUCAGACGGCUAGUUUGGUGGGAUUGCCAGACAGCGUGAGAUACGUGGCUGUUCUGAAGAAAGGAACCCUCGCCCUCCACUACCUCUCUAACGGCCACCAGAAGUGGAUUGAGCCUUUACCAGAAAGUGAGACGGUUCAGUACCAGUUGGUGUAUUCGCACGGAACAGGGGCCGUUCACGUCCUCGGGAUCCUUCCUCAGCACCACAUUAACAUCGUCACCUUCAGCGUGGAGGAUGGAGAAAUUCUAAAACAGGUUCAGGUGCCCGUCCCCUGGCUGAGCAGUCUAAGCGGGACGUGUGGCGUGGUCAGGGAGGCCACGCUCAUCUGCGCUGAUGCAGCCACGCAGUCCCUUUACACCAUGUCUCUGGAUGCCAAGGAAGCGAUGAAGCCGGUGUCGCUGCAGUCCUUUGGCUUGGAAUUUGCAGACGGCUCCCGACCCCUCGUGCUGACCUGCCAGCCCAACCCUGUGGCUCCUUCCAGGGCCCAGUUCUUCCUGCGCCUCUCCCCGACGCGCUUUGCCCUGAUGCAGUAUCGGAACGGGGUGCUGAGCCUCCUCCGGGAUUUCCCUCAGGCUGGACUUGUGACCUUUGCCACCACCAGUGAGAAGACCGUAGCCGCCGUCCUCACCUGUAAGGGCGAUCCCAAAACUGGCCCUCCUCCUGACCCCACGCCUGCCGAUUUGUCUGGACAAACCUCCAAGCAGGACUUCUUAAGCUGCCACAACCAGUCCUUCGCCGUCACUUUAUACUUGGCCGAAACCGGCCAGAGGCUGCUGGAGACCACCGUGGGGUUCACCCUGGAGAAGAGCAGCACCAGGCCGGAACAGCUUUACAUUCAAGUCUUUUUGAAGAAGGACGACUCUGUGGGCUACCGGGCUCUGGUUCAAACAGCCGACCACUUGCUUUUCUUCCUUCAGCAGCCGGGGAAAGUUUUAUGGAGCAGGGAAGAGUCGUUGGCUGAAGUGGUUAGUUUGCAGAUGGUGGACUUGCCGCUGACCGGUGCCCAGGCCGAACUGGAGGGCGAAUUUGGGAAGAAAGCAGCCAUUCAAGAUGGUUUGCUGGGCAUGUUCCUCAAGCGCCUCUCCUCCCAGAUCAUCCUGCUCCAGGCCUGGACUGCUCAUCUCUGGAAGAUGUUCUACGACGCCCGCAAACCCCGGAGCCAGAUCAAGAACGAGAUCAACAUGGACCACCUGGCCCGGGAUGAGUUCAACCUCCAGAAGAUGAUCGUGGUGGUCACGGCCUCCGGGAAGCUUUUUGGCAUCGAAAGCAGCACCGGGACCAUCCUGUGGAAGCAGUACCUCCAGGACGUGAAGCCGGGCUCCUCUUUCAAGCUGAUGGUCCAAAGGACGACCGCUCACUUCCCCCACCCUCCGCAGUGCACCCUCCUGGUCAAGGACAAGGAAACGGGCCUGAGCUCCCUCUACAUCUUCAACCCCAUCUUCGGGAGGUGGAGCCAGGUGGCCCCUCCGGCGCUGAGCCGCCCUGUCCUCCAGUCCCUGCUCCUCCCCCUCAUGGACCAAGACUACGCCAAAGUCCUGCUGCUGGUGGACGAUGAGCACAAGGUGACGGUGUUUCCAGCCACGAGGAACGUCCUCCGGCUGCUGGGGGAGAUGGCGCCCUCCAUCUCUUUCUAUCUGGCCGAUUCCGAGCAGGGCAAAUUGACGGGAUGGAGGCUGAAGAAGGACUUGACUACCGAGGAGACCUGGGAGAUCACCCUCCCCACUGACAUCCAGCGCAUUGUGACAGUGAAGGGGAAACGAGACAACGAGCACGUCCAUUCCCAAGGGCGCGUGAUGGGAGACCGCAGCGUGCUCUAUAAGUCCUUGAACCCGAACCUGCUGGCGGUGGUGACCGAGAGCACAGACACCCACCCGGAGCGAGCCUUCAUCGGGAUCUACUUGAUCGACAGCGUGACAGGACGGAUCAUCCACUCCUCAGUCCAGAAGAAGGCCAAGGGCCCUGUGCACAUCGUCCACUCGGAGAACUGGGUGGUGUACCAGUACUGGAACGCCAAGGCCCGCCGGAACGAGUUCACAGUGCUGGAGCUGUACGAAGGGACGGAGCAGUACAACGCCACAGCCUUCAGCUCCCUCGACCGCCCGGUGUUGCCGCAGGUCCUCCAGCAGUCCUACAUCUUCCCCUCGGCCAUUAGCGCCAUGGAGGCCACCAUCACCGAGCGCGGCAUCACCAGCCGGCAUUUGCUCAUUGGGCUUCCAUCCGGAGCGAUCCUUUCCCUCCCGAAGGCUUUGCUAGACCCACGGAGACCGGAAAUCCCCACGGAGCAAACGAGGGAGGAAAACCUGAUCCCGUACUCCCCCGACGUGCAGAUCCAUGCCGAGAGGUUCAUCAAUUACAACCAAACCAUCUCGCGGAUGAGGGGCAUUUACACUGCACCCUCCGGCCUUGAGUCCACGUGCCUGGUUGUGGUGUACGGACUGGACAUCUACCAAACCCGCGUCUACCCCUCCAAGCAGUUCGACGUCUUGAAGGACGACUACGACUACGUUCUGAUCAGCAGCGUCCUCUUCGGGCUGGUCUUCGCCACCAUGAUCACCAAGCGCCUGGCCCAAGUGAAGCUUCUCAACCGGGCUUGGCGGUAGCAGAGCGCCGCGGGGCCCAACCUGCUGGGGGGGAAAGCAGCUCCUUGACUUUGGACCUCUCGGCUGGGUCGGCGGUGAAAGUGGCGUGGUAUUCCCCAUAUGGGAGAGAAAACAGGGUGGGGUAUUUGCAGGACAUUAAUUUUUUUUAAUGUGUUUUGUUGGAAAAAACACAGCUCUGUCUCCAGGAUCAAGAAUAUCUUGUGAAAUUAUUAUUCUU